GUUUGAUUUUUGGUGAUGCUGUUCGGCAUCGUUGCUUCGCAGGAGGUGUAGAGAUUGCACGAGUUGCUUCUUCGGCUCCUUUGUUGCCGUUCGAAUUUGCUCCUUCGACGACGGUCCCUUCCUGCCGGUUCGGAAGUUACGACAUUUUAAUCGGAAGCAGCGACGGGAGCUCGCUGGCUUUCGUGCGCUUCUUCGGCCAAAUCCGCCGAGCUACACAUGAUUUAGUAAAUCCGGGAUUUACGGCAAAAGAGGGAAACGGAGGAUUUAUUCGGCCGUGAGAUUUACGGGGCGCUCAAAUCCCGUUUGGCAGGAUUUAGCAUAAAUCCUGCUCAAAUCCGGCAUAAAUCCUGUUGCCAAACAGCGCCGUAGGAAGCUACUUCGCGUUCUCCGACGACGCUCUUCCUGUCGGAUGGGAAAACACAACGAGUGCUCGCUGCGAAUUUCUCGUUAUUUCUUCCCUUUGGCGCGCUUCUUUGGGCAAAUACCGUAAAUCCGCUGAGGACUUACUGAAUCCGGGAUUUAGCCUUUUUCCUUGCCGCAGCAUAGUGUUUUUGCGCUUCUCUCUUUCUCGCUUAUUUCCAUCCAAUUGGCUAGUCGUUGCCUGGGACUUGGCAGAUAUGAACUUUCGCUUCCAAAACCUCCUCGGCGCUGCCUAUCGUGGCGGCAACGUGGUGAUAUCCGGGGACAGCCUUCUCUCUCCAGUAGGCAACCGAAUUUCCGUAACCGAUCUCAUUAAGUCCCAUACUUUGACACUCCCAUUUGAGGCCAAGUCAAAUGUCUCUCGCAUCGCUGUCUCGCCCGACGGGGAUUUCCUUCUCGUCGUAGACGAUUCAUCCCGCGCCCUCUUUGUCAAUCUUCGACGCCGAACGGUCCUGCAUCAUAUUACCUUUAAGAAGCGAGUCACUGCACUCCGCUUCAGCUCGGAUGGCUCACUCAUUGCCGUUGGCCUUGGCAAGCUCCUCCAGAUCUGGCGAUCCCCCAACUUCCGCAAGGAGUUCUUUCCUUUCAAGCUUGUUCGCACAUUCUCAGAUUGUGCCGCUGCAAUUACUUCGCUAGACUGGAGCCCUAACUCUGACUAUAUUCUCGUCGGAUCAAAAGAUUUGGCGGUUCGGUUGUUCUGUCUGAAGAAAACGAAGGUUCGGACUAGACCUUUCCUGUUUCUGGGCCAUAGGGAGCCGGUUGUCGGAGUUUUCUUCGGUACCGAGAAGAAGACGAAUAGAGUAUGUAGAGUUUACACUAUUUCUAGGGACGGGGCAAUUUUCACGUGGAAUUUAGAUGAAAUUAGCAGUUCUGAGGAUAAUGCUGGAGGGAGCAUUUGCAAUCCUCCUCAACAAAGGAAUUGGGAAGGAGAAUCUGAUGAUAAUAACAAGGUCACUGCGGAUGAAAUUGGCACGGCCAUUGUGGAUCGGAAAAGGAAAAGGGAGUGUUUGGAUGAUGUUGAUGCAGAUACAUCGGGAAUUCCUUUGCAUAGAAUGAAAUGGGAGUUAUUGAAGAAGGAUUUCUUCAUGCAAGCUCCUGCAAGAUUGACAACCUGCGAUUACCAUAGGGAGCUUGAUAUGUUGGUUGUUGGAUUUUCCAACGGGGUUUUUGGUUUGUAUCAAAUGCCGGAUUUUGUUUGCAUUCACUUACUUUCCAUAUCAAGGGAGAAGAUCACAACAGCAGUCUUUAACAAGCUUGGUAAUUGGUUAACAUUUGGCUGCGCAAAGCUUGGGCAGCUGCUAGUAUGGGAAUGGCGCUCUGAGAGUUAUAUUCUGAAGCAACAAGGGCACUAUUUUGAUGUCAAUUGCCUAGCGUACUCGCCUGAUUCACAAAUGUUGGCCACCGGUGCUGAUGAUAACAAAGUCAAGGUUUGGACAGUUUCAUCAGGCUUCUGUUUCAUAACGUUCGCUGAACACACUAAUGCAGUUACUGCAUUAAGUUUUAUGAAUAAUAAUCAUUGUCUUCUUAGUGCUUCUCUUGAUGGAACAGUUCGAGCGUGGGAUUUAUUUCGCUAUCGGAACUUUAGAACAUUCACCACUCCUUCACCCAGGCAAUUUGUUUCUUUGGCUGUAGAUCAAAGUGGAGAAGUAAUUUGUGCUGGGACUAUUGACUCAUUUGAGAUUUUUGUUUGGUCAAUGAAGACUAGUCGUUUGCUUGAUAUUCUCAGUGGUCAUCAGGGGCCUGUCCAUGGUUUAAUGUUCUCACCUACGAAUGGUGUUCUUGCUUCAUCUUCUUGGGACAAAACUGUUCGAAUUUGGGACGUUUUUGAAGGAAAGGGUGCAGUUGAGACUUUUCAACAUAAUCAUGAUGUUCUCACAGUUAGUUAUCGUCCAGAUGGAAAGCAGCUUGCUUGCAGCACAUUGGAUGGUCAAAUAUCCUUUUGGGAUCCUUUAGAUGGAAUACUCAUGUAUACAAUUGAAGGUCGAAGGGACAUUGCUGGUGGGCGUCUCAUGACGGACAGGAGGUCUGCUGCCAAUUCAACUUCAGGAAAGUACUUCACUACAUUGUGCUAUUCUGCUGAUGGAAGCUAUAUUUUAGCAGGUGGAAGUAGCAAGUACAUUUGCAUGUAUGAUGUUGCGGAUCAGGUUCUAUUGAGGAGGUUUCAAAUAACUCGCAAUCUCUCUUUGGAUGGUGUUCUUGAUUUUUUGAAUUCUAAAAGAAUGACAGAUGAUGGUCCAUUAGAUUUAAUUGAUGAUGAGAAUAGCGACGUGGAGGUAGGCAUUGAUCAACAAAGGCGAGGAAAUUUAGGGCAAGGCUUGCCUGGAGCGAUUACUAAUCUUGGUUGUCCUAUUGCUCGUACGAAAUGUUUGAAAAUUUCUCCAACUGGAAGGAGUUGGGCUGCUGCUACAACUGAGGGUGUGCUGAUGUACUCUAUUGAUGAGUCAUUCAUUUUUGAUCCGACUGACCUUGAUAUUGACGUAACUCCUGAGGCUGUAGAUUCUGCUCUUUCAGAGGCUCAGCAUCAGAGGGCAUUGUUGCUUAGUCUUCGUCUAAAUGAAGAAACCAUAAUUAAGAAAUGCAUAUUUUUUGUGAAGACAUCAGAUAUACCCUCCAUUGCUUCAUCUAUACCCGUCAAAUAUUUGCAGAGACUAAUGGAAGUGUUUUCUGAUCUCCUUGAAAGCUGUCCGCAUCUGGAAUUUAUUCUUCAGUGGUGCCAGGAGCUCUGCAAGCGCCAUGGACAUUUCAUUAGACAAAAUUCCAGAACCUUGCUUCCUGCCCUAAGAUCAUUACAGAAGCCAAUCACAAAAUUGCAUCAGGAUCUGAUGGAUGUAUGUUCCUCCAAUGAGUACUCGCUUCAAUAUUUAUGUUCCACAAGCAGCAGAUGAAGUAGUUCU
This is a messenger RNA of Dendrobium catenatum, 3314 nucleotides long. RefSeq names its product periodic tryptophan protein 2. Gene Ontology annotation, biological process: maturation of SSU-rRNA from tricistronic rRNA transcript (SSU-rRNA, 5.8S rRNA, LSU-rRNA); ribosomal small subunit assembly. NCBI's taxonomy places the organism in Eukaryota, Viridiplantae, Streptophyta, Magnoliopsida, Asparagales, Orchidaceae. Gene Ontology annotation, cellular component: Pwp2p-containing subcomplex of 90S preribosome; small-subunit processome. The record is from RefSeq and is a predicted model, not a curated record. Gene Ontology annotation, molecular function: protein binding. Bases 618 to 3305 code for a protein of 895 amino acids. The transcript is spliced from 7 exons.